This is a messenger RNA of Coccinella septempunctata (seven-spotted ladybird), 1569 nucleotides long. RefSeq names its product antichymotrypsin-2-like. NCBI's taxonomy places the organism in Eukaryota, Metazoa, Arthropoda, Insecta, Coleoptera, Coccinellidae. The transcript is spliced from 6 exons. Gene Ontology annotation, molecular function: serine-type endopeptidase inhibitor activity. The record is from RefSeq and is a predicted model, not a curated record. Bases 305 to 1477 code for a protein of 390 amino acids.
AUCACCAACAGGGUCCAUAGUGCACUAUGCAUUUACGUCGGCUUCGGGGAAAUGUGAAAGUGAUUUCCAAUCCGUUUUCCCAUCCCGAAACGAAGCAGAUGGCGAUAUUUAUCACAAAUUUCCCACCCGUAUAAAUUUAUCUUCUCACCAUUUCAAAACAAGCACAUGCAGAUAAAAUGAGGUUUGUGUUUAGAUGUUCGUGGUGCUAAUCUGCUAUUAUUUGUGUUGUGUUGAUUCAGUCUUGUUCUGUCACGUCGUCUGCUAAGUGAAUUUUUUCGUUGGGAAUCGCAUCAAAUAAGAAAAAAUGAAGAUCAUUGGGCUAUUGUUACUAACCAUAGUGGUUACUAAUGGAAUGGAAGAUUUAGCCCUCAAAGAAGUCGCUAAAGGAAAUAAUGAAUUUUCAGCUAGACUCUAUAAGGAAUUGAUCAAAACAAAUAAUGGUAACUUGAUCGUCAGUCCCUUAUCUAUUGAAACGAUUCUGGCUCUGACUUCUCUAGGAGCUAAAGGCGAAACAGCUACUGAAUUGCAAAAGGGUUUGAAUCUUCCAUCAGAUCCCCAACAAAUAAAAGAUCAAUAUAAACUAUUGCAGACUUACAUGAUAAACGGCCGAUUCGUGACAUUAAAUUCGGCUAACAAGAUUUAUAUAGAAAAUGGUUUCGGGAUUGCUCCGGAAUUUCUCGAAGUGGCAACCAAUGAUUUUGGUUCAGGAGUCGAAAACGUUAAUUUCGGAGAAACCGAUAAGACCUCCAGUAAGAUAAACAAAUGGGUUGAAGACAGAACCAACGGCAAAAUCAAGAAUUUGAUUAGCCCAGAUUUGUUGAACGAAUUGACUAGAAUUGUUCUCGUGAACGCUUUAUAUUUCAAAGGACAAUGGUUGCAUCCCUUCAAAGCAGAAGACACGAAACCCUUAGAUUUCCAUAAAUCGAAAGAUGAAACCAUUCAGGUUGAUACCAUGCAAACUACUGGUUUCUUGAGACUUGCUGAAGAUGAAACGCUAGGAGCAACAUUUGUUGAGCUGCCUUACAGGGGAACACCAGCUGUGUUGUCCAUCGUCAUGCCCAAUGAAAUUGGCGGAUUGGAUUCUUUGGAAAGUAACUUACAUGCAUUAUUAAGGUUCCAAAAUUUCACAAAAGAAAACAUUAAGUUAUUUUUACCAAAAUUCAAGGUGGAGACUUCAUUAAAUCUUGUGGAAACACUACAAAACCUUGGUGUGAAGAAAAUUUUCAAUAGAGAUGCAGAUCUUAGUGGUAUAUCAUUGCAAGAAGGAUUAAUCGUUUCCAACGUGGUUCAAAAAGUAUUUAUGGAUGUAGAUGAGAAGGGAACCGAAGCUGCAGCAUCAACUGCUGUAAUUUCAAUGGCGAGGAGCGCAGGAUUCGGAAGAUUAGUGAGACGUACAAUCAAAAUUGAUCGUCCGUUCCUGUUCUUCUUGAAACUGAAUGAAGUGGUUCUUUUUGGAGGAAGAAUAAAUAACCUAUAAUUAGUGUAAUUAUGUGACAUGUGACAAUAUUUGACAAUAGAAUUCACUUAAGUGAAUUCAGUUGACUAUUUAAAUAAAUAUAUCUGUUUGUA